ACCAGCACCUUCCCGGUCUCUCCUCACUUCUCCGCUGCAGUCGGUUCUUCAUCACCUUUAAGAACUAUCCUUGUGUUGUACUUCCAUCUUUAAACAUGACUCAGGUCAACUGCUGCCUCAAAUGGCUCCUAACCAUCUUCAACAUCAUCUUCGCGAUUGUCGGCAUCAUCAUCAUCGUGGUCACUCUGAAUUCUCAGUUCACCUACGCUAACGGAGCCUUAGCUCUGGACGUUCACACCUUCAGGAAACCCGAGCUCUAUAUCGUGGGCUCCAUCAUCAUGGUGAUUGCCAUCCUGGGAGCCGUUGGCGCCUACAGGGAGAGCAAGGCGUGCAUGAUCCUGUUCCUGGUGUGUAUGAUUCUUGGAAGUAUUGUGAUGCUCCUCCCUGGAACCUUAUUGGCUGUCAUCCGUCCCCAGGUGGCGAGCAUGCAGGAGGAGACUUAUCGUGGUUAUCUGCCUCUGGACAAAGCUCCAGCUGAUAAGAGGCACGAGGUCGACAGCAUGCAGAGAGAGAUGCAGUGCUGCGGUCUGUUCAGUUAUAAGGACUGGGAGGGAAACAUCCCCGACUCUUGUCUGUGCAACAAGUUGGAGGAGAUGGAGGGAAAGUGUCAGACAGUCGACUACAGAGGUGUGGUGCAGCAGAAGAAGUCCGUCUACAUCCAGGCCUGCUUCCCCAUCGUCGGCUUCAGUAUCCUGCUGCUUGUUGACAUCGGCAUGGCGAUCUUCUUCACCCUGGCUGUCCUGGGGCUGCUGGGCAUGGUUCUGUCCUCCAUCAUGAUCCACCAGCUGCGUAACCCCAGCAAACCCGUUUUCCUGAUGAUGGCGCCACCCUUCACCAAAUCUCCCAAAUACGAGGAGCUGCACAACGUUCUUCCUCCAAAGUACUACUAGAGGAACAACGCCUUUCCUCAGGCUCGUUGUUAAGGGUCAGGAAGUCCAGUUGUUUGUCC
Sander lucioperca (pikeperch) is the source of this 949-nucleotide messenger RNA. Its product is annotated as tetraspanin-8-like. The coding region runs from base 96 to 890 and encodes 264 amino acids. The record is from RefSeq and is a predicted model, not a curated record. Lineage: Eukaryota; Metazoa; Chordata; Actinopteri; Perciformes; Percidae. The transcript is spliced from 9 exons. Gene Ontology annotation, cellular component: membrane.